Molecule: messenger RNA, 1942 nt
Organism: Ananas comosus (pineapple)
Lineage: Eukaryota; Viridiplantae; Streptophyta; Magnoliopsida; Poales; Bromeliaceae
Exons: 12
Coding region: 126-1682 (518 amino acids)
Cellular component (GO): plastid
Source: RefSeq, a predicted model, not a curated record
AACAUCCAACCGUCUCAUAAUCGCCGUCAAUUUUUAGGUGGGCAUGCCCCAUAAAAUCGACGCUACCUCGUGCCAUUAACCCUCGCCAGAUCAACCGUUUCUCGAACCAACACACCUCCGCGGACAUGGCCGCGUACAGGGUCGCGGCGGUGAUCAAGAACCCCUCCGACGAAGACGAGUUCCUCGUCGUACGGCAGUCCCCGCCGCCGCCGCUCCAGGAGGAGGAGUACGGCCGGUACGUCGACUCCGAUCUCUGGGACUUGCCCUCGGCGCCGCUCACUCCCCUCGCCGGCGACCGCCGCUCCGAUGCGGCCGCCGUCGAGGGCGCCGAUUCCGUCUCCGAGAAGCUCGACCUCGCGAAGUUCGAUCUCGGUUCCGCGCUUCAUCAGGUGUUGAUGCAAGUGGGUCCAAUAAUUGCUAUUAAUGGAAAAUGGGUCCUUCUUAAGUAUGUAGAAGAAGCUGAAUUUGGUCCAGAACGCUUUGUUAACACACUUUUUGUCCUCGGAUCAAUAGAGAACAAAGGAGAUCCUUUACAAGAAACAUGUAAAUGGAUGUCAAAUGAAUGUGCCCUGAAGUUGCUUUUGGAAGUCAAACCCUGUGCUUCUCGUCUAGGACCUUUAGUGGUUUCUGGUCUUUUGACACAUUCAGUGGUGCCAUCAAACUUGACAGAUGCUACCAUGCUGCCUUGCCAGGAAUACCCUCCUGGAAUAACACUUGUGCCAAUGAAGAGUAGAACGACAGUGCCUUUUCGAACAACUAAUCUAGUCAUUGUACAUCCAGACAAGGCUGUCAAUGCAUUAAGUGAUUCGAGUUUUGUUACUUCUGGUGACACACUUAUAAUGGAUCCUGGAUGCUGUUCACAAUUCCAUAAGAAACUGGCAGAUCUUGUAGCGUCCCUUCCAAGAAAGUUAGUGGUCUUUGUUACUCAUCAUCACUAUGAUCACAUUGAUGGUCUCUCAGUUGUCCAGAGAUGCAAUCCGGAUGCAAUUCUUUUGGCACAUGAAAACACGAUGAACCGCAUUGGGAAAGGAAAUUGGUCUCGUGGGUACAUUAAAAUAACUGGUGGGGAGAAGAUUUGUAUUGGCGGCCAGCAAUUGGAAGUUAUUUCUGCUCCGGGUCAUACUGAUGGUCAUCUUGCUUUGCUACAUAUCUCUACAAACUCGCUCAUUGUUGGUGAUCAUUGUGUAGGUCAAGGUAGCGCUCUUUUGGACUUCACAGCUGGUGGAAAUAUGAAGGACUAUUUCAAUACAACAUACAAGUUCUUGGAUACGUCACCACAUGUUUUGAUUCCUAUGCAUGGUAGAAUCAAUCUCUGGCCCAAAAGGAUGCUUUGUGGGUACCUCAAGCAUCGUAGGGAUCGAGAGGCCUCCAUUUUGAAAGUCAUUGAGGAUGGGGCUGAAACUUUGUCUGACAUUAUUGGAAAGUCAUAUGGUGAUAUUGACAUAAAGUUGUGGAUUCCAGCUUCAUCAAAUGUGAGACUUCAUGUUGAUCAUCUUGCUUAUCAACAGAAGUUACCAAAGGACUUUUCCAUGAAGAAAUUCCGAGCAUCUUGUACAUUUCAUUUCGCAUUUCAAUUUAUUUGGAGAUACAUGAAGACGAAAAUGUCUGCCACAAUGCUUGUGGCCGUUGGAGUGGCAGGUCUAGCCAUUGCAUAUGCCAUGAGAAAGAAGUUCAAUGCAUAAAAUAAGUGGAGCACCCAAAAAAGUCUUAUGCCAGGAGAAUAUCCAACAUUCAAUUGAAAGCAAUAGGUAUCAUUCCUAUCUAAGUAUGUAAGCAGAGCCUAAACGAGUCUCAAGUAAGCAUAUUAUUUUGUUCGAAAUUUGCACUUGGAGCUUUUGUUUCUCCGUUGAGCAUGUGUAUGACUGAUCCAAAAAGGUGACUCUUACGUAUCUAGCUUUAUCUCUCUGUUCUUAAUAUAUCUAUGAUAUUGAUCAAUCUUUUC